AUGAGAAGGCCGGUGAGCCUAGUUUCUCUGAUCCUGUUUGCUGUGAUGCUGAUGGUGACAGAAGCAAAAAAUUGUGUGUGCACUGGAAAAACAAGGUGCCACUGUAAAGGAGUUAAAGGCAACAGGGGAGAAAAGGGUUUUCCUGGAGAUCAAGGUCUUCCAGGAUCAAUGGGCUAUCCAGGACCUGUAGGUAAUCCUGGGCCAAUGGGACCAAAGGGCAACACUGGACCUGAUGGACCCUUCGGACCAAAGGGCAACAUGGGACCAGAAGGCAAAGAGGGAUCUGCUGAGACUCAUGGUCUUCCAGGUAUCCCAGGCUUGCAGGGCCCACCCGGAGCCCCAGGUUAUCCAGGCUGCAAUGGAACGGAUGGAGACAUUGGACUUCCAGGUGUUCCAGGCCACCCUGGAUUUGAUGGACAGCCGGGUGCGCCAGGUCGAACUGGACCUAAGGGAGACUCUUGGGAAUCACCCCAUUCAAGACCAGGGUCACCAGGACCACCAGGAAGAGAUGGAGAUCCAGGGCAUCCAGGUGCUCCAGGAGAAUAUGGAAUACCCGGUAACCCUGGAUCAAGAGGAUCUGAUGGACUUCUAGGUCACGCUGGACCUACAGGAUCUAAGGGUCAGGAAGGCACAGCCGGUGUCCCAGGACCUCAAGGUCAAAAGGGAAGGCAAGGCCCAAGAGGUCCACCUGGACCUCCAGGGAGGAUUAAAGACUUCUUCACUGAGAGCCUGGUGUUAAAGGGUGUGAAGGGAGACAGAGGAAAUGUGGGAGACAAAGGUUGCCAAGGCAACCCAGGUGAUCCUGCGAAUAAUUUUCAAAUAAAAGGAGCAAAGGGAGACAAAGGAAAGCCGGGUCCAGAAGGAAAGACAGGGAAGGAUGGUGAAGCUGGUUUAGCUGGAUUACGGGGAAGGCCAGGCCGCCGAGGUGAUCCGGGGUAUCCAGGAAUACCAGGAGGAAUGGGCGAGAAAGGAAACAGAGGACCUUCUGGUCCACCAGGAGAUAUUUUUGCACCUGAGUCACUCAAAGGACAAACUGGUGAUCCUGGUUUUCCAGGAUCUCCUGGGCUCCCUGGGUAUCCAGGUGUUGCUGGUUUUCCUGGACCUCCUGGCCUUCCAGGUGAUACUUUUGGGUUUUAUGAGCCAGGCCCUCGUGGUCCUCCAGGCUUUCCUGGACCCAAGGGAGACCCUGGGGAUCCUGGAGAUGUUUUCUCUAGACCUCCAGGUCCAGAUGGAGAUCCUGGUGAUCAGGGAGCUCCAGGGGACCAGGGUCCACCUGGACCACCUGAAGACAGAACUAACAGAGUUACUAAGGGCCUCCCGGGAAUGAAAGGAGUAAAAGGUUUGUCUGGACCUAUAGGAUAUGAUGGGAACACUGGAAAGAAAGGAGAGAAAGGAGAGCCUUGUGAGUGCAGUGGAUUGGGACCCCCAGGGCCACCAGGUCACCGUGGCCCACCUGGCCUUACUGGUACUAAUGCAGAAUCGGGUGAAAGAGGUGAUCCAGGUGUUCCAGGAACUCCAGGUUCACCUGGACUACCAGGUCUUGAUGGUUCAAAAGGCUUACCAGGCCCUCCAGGACCACAGGGUGACGCAUAUUCUAAUAACUUGCCUGGUUUAAAAGGACAAAAAGGAGAUCCAGGGCCUAUUGGAAGACCUGGUUCUGAUGGCUUUCCUGGGUCUCCUGGAAAUCCAGGUCGCAAAGGUGAUCAAGGACUUCCUGGAGAUUCGUUCCUUCUUCCUGGUGAUGAAGGAGACCGUGGAUUUCCAGGUCUACCAGGGUCGUUAGGUAAACAAGGAGAAGUUGGCAACCCUGGACCAGUGGGUUCUGGUCCUCCUGGAUCUCCAGGAAUUCAGGGAGACACUGGUGUGCCUGGCUUGCCAGGACAGCCUGGAAUUCCAGGACAAAAGGGAGAACCUAGUCAUUUUCACAUCCAAGGACCACCAGGACCACCUGGAUUUAAAGGUCUUCCUGGAUUACCAGGAAAUCCAGGGUAUCAGGGGACACCAGGUACCCCAGGAAUACCAGGUGUUGAAGGACAAAAAGGAGAAAGAGGUGAAGUGUUAACUUCUGGAAGUCCUGGGCUCAGAGGUUAUAAAGGUGAUAAGGGACAGUUAGGUCUUCCAGGCACUCCAGGCAGGGGCUUACCUGGGCAUUCUGGUCCAGAUGGCCCUCCAGGUCCUCCAGGAGAGAAGGGGGAUAGUGGUGCUGGAUACCCUGGUCUCCCAGGUCCCCCAGGGCCUCCAGGUGAAGAUGGAGCUCCAGGACCCACAGGUGAUCCUGGAAUCCCUGGCUUUCCUGGGAAACAAGGACCAUCAGGGAUGUCUGGACCUUCAGGUGAAAAAGGGAUAAAAGGUUCAGUUGGCCCUCCAGGGCUGCCCGGUAGCAAAGAGAUAUGUCAAAGUUUGGCUGGACCAGAGGGACCACCAGGACCAGAUGGUUAUACAGGACAGCCAGGAUUUAAUGGCUUACCUGGUGAAAAGGGACAUGUAGGUUUACCUGGGUUCGGCCAUCCUGGUCCUUAUGGAGAGCGUGGUCUCCCAGGGUUAUCAGUGCCAGGUUCACCUGGACCUCCUGGGUCAAAAGGAGUGAAAGGUCAAAAUGGCUGGCCUGGUCAGCCAGGACCAAGAGGAGACUCUGGACCUGAUGGGAUAUCGAGGCAUGGUCCAGAGGGAACACCUGGUAAUAUAGGGGAACCUGGUCCAAUAGGGGACCCAGGUCCAGAUGGAGCAAAAGGUCUUCAAGGAUCACCUGGCACAGAAGGAGAACCAGGCCCCAGAGGUCCUAAAGGACACAAGUUGCUUUUAAAUUUAACUGGACCAUCUGGUGAUCCUGGAGAACCAGGACAACCUGGUCUGUCUGGUCCCCAUGGUGACCCAGGAGGAACUGGACCAAAGGGCCAGAGAGGAAAUGCAGGAUUAUCAGGGAGUGAAGGGCUAAGAGGUCUUCCUGGUGAACCAGGCAUUGAUGGAGAAGUUCUGUCCCAAGGGAAUCGAGGUCCGACAGGACCAAUGGGAAACACUGGACACAAAGGUCAAUCAGGGCCUAAAGGAAUAAAGGGUAAUCCAGGAACCCCUGGAACACAAGGAGCAAAUGGUGUUAUAGGUCUGACUGGGUACAAAGGCACUGCUGGAGAGCCACAUUAUGGAUAUGGUCCACCUGGACCACCAGGACAAAAGGGUGAACCAGGGACGAGCAGUUCAAUCAUGCUGAAGGGUCAGAAAGGAGAACCUGGUAUUGAAGGACCAGGAGGUCUGCCAGGAAACUAUGGAGCCAAAGGAAACUCAGGACCUCUUGGAAAAAAUGGCUUCCCAGGCUUCCAAGGUCCAAAAGGCUCAGAUGGCCCUCCCGGAAUCAAAGGAUACCCAGGACCUAAUGGACUUCCAGGUAGCCCAGGCCUCCCAGGUAAAAGUGGGGAACCUGGUCUCAAAGGCUACCAGGGUCUUGAUGGUAUUCCCGGGCCACCAGGACAGAAAGGGGACAGUGGGAGAGGAACAGGACUGCCGGGAAGACCUGGUGAUCCAGGUUAUCCAGGUCCUCCUGGGGAUGCUGGUUCCAAUGGCUUGGCUGUAACAGGAAGUCAUGGACCAACAGGAAACAGAGGACUUCCAGGUCCACCAGGCAUCCCAGGUCUAAAAGGACAGCUAGGAAGAGAAGGGAGUUGUGUUCCUGGACCCAAAGGAGAUCGUGGACUCCCCGGCAAUUCUGGGACCAAAGGCUACCCUGGCCCUCCUGGCCCUCCAGGUUCAACAGAGCUAGGGCUCAAAGGAGAUAGAGGAGACCCAGGUCAUUCAGGAAUCUCAGGUUUUUGUGGACCCCCGGGAGAUCCAGGCCCCCAAGGACCACCUGGUCCAAUAGGCUUACCUGGAGGUCCAGGAAUGAGAGGAGAUCCAGGCCCCUCUGGAAAACAAGGGCCCCUAGGUGACGUGGGAGACCCUGGAUACAUUGCAGGUUUACCUGGUCUCACUGGAUCCAAAGGUUUUCCUGGACCCCCAGGCCUUAAAGGUGAAACAGCAUUUAUCAGAGCAGUGUAUGAGCCAGGACAUCCUGGCUCACCUGGUCCCCCAGGAAUCCAAGGAUUGCCAGGGAUUACCGGACUACCAGGACCACGAGGACCUCAAGGACAACCUGGUUUUAUUGGAAUACCUGGAACAAGUCUACUUGGCCCUCCUGGAUUUACUGGCCACAAGGGAGCCAAAGGAAAAGCAGGACUGCAAGGUCUCGAAGGCAGACUUGGAAACCCAGGCCGUAAAGGUCAGAGAGGUUUGCCUGGCAAAGGUGCUGCAGGUUACAUUGACAGUUUCCUGAUAGCUAGGCACAGUCAGAGCAUUCGGGUCCCUGACUGUCCCAAUGGCACCAGUUUUAUCUAUUCCGGCUACUCCUUCCUCUUCAUCAACGGAAAUGAGAGAGCUCAUGGUCAGGACCUUGGCACCACAGGAAGCUGUCUCCCUCGUUUUUCCACCAUGCCUUUUCUGUUCUGUGACACGGAACGUACCUGCCGCUAUGCUUCUCGUAAUGACUACUCAUACUGGCUGUCAACUGAUGAGCCGAUGCCUGCCAACAUGAAUUCCAUCACAGCUAACAAGGUGGCCUCCUACAUUAGCAGGUGCUCAGUUUGCGAAACCACAUCCACAGUCAUAGCCAUUCACAGUCAGAACACUCUGAUACCUGAUUGUCCCCGAAGCUGGAAGUCCCUAUGGACUGGAUAUUCUUUUGUCAUGCAAACAGGUGCUGGGGCAGAAGGCUCUUCUCAGCCUCUGAUUUCUCCUGGCUCGUGUAUGGAAAAUUUUUAUCAAAUCCCCUUCAUUGAGUGUCAUGGCAGAGGGACCUGUAACUAUUACCCUGAUUCCUAUAGUUACUGGUUGGCCUCGCUCAACCCCAACAACAUGUUCAGCAAACCAGUUCCUGAGACAGUGAAGGGAACGUUCCUACAGAGCGUCAUCAGUCGCUGUCGAGUCUGUAGAAAAUCAUGA
Molecule: messenger RNA, 4968 nt
Organism: Nematolebias whitei (Rio pearlfish)
Lineage: Eukaryota; Metazoa; Chordata; Actinopteri; Cyprinodontiformes; Rivulidae
Product: collagen alpha-5(IV) chain-like
Exons: 52
Coding region: 1-4968 (1655 amino acids)
Cellular component (GO): collagen trimer; basement membrane
Molecular function (GO): extracellular matrix structural constituent
Source: RefSeq, a predicted model, not a curated record